GGCGCCCAUAUUUCCCAUUCUUAUUCAACUUGGAGCGUUGUAUGGGGUUGUAGGUGUUUUUCUUGUGAAUUUUCCAAUUUUUUACCAUCUGAAUCAUGUCGGAUAGUGAGGAUAAUAUGUGGGAAAAUAAAGGGGCAGAGAGCGGUUCAGACGAGCCUUCUGAAAAAAGUGAGAAAGGGUCCGAGUCUGAAAAAAACAACUCGAGUGAUAGCGAAGCUGAAGAACCAAAACCAUCUAAGAGUAAGAAGAAGUCCAAGAAAAGGCAGGUGGACAGCGGGUCCGAGGAAGAAGAAAAAGAGCCCGAGCAAGAGGAGGAAUACGACGAGGAAGAAGAAGAGGAUGACUAUGACCGGCCUAACAAGAAGAAAAAGAAAGACCGGUAUGGAGGGUUCAUCAUCGAUGAGGCUGAAGUUGACUCUGACGUGGACGAAGAUGAUGAGUGGGAAGAAGGGGCCGAACCAGCAGGCUUUGUUGGAAACGACGAUGAACUGGGCCCUACCGCCAGAGAAAUUGAAGGCCGGCGUCGUGGUCACAAUAUUUGGGAUUCACAUAAAGAAGAUGAAUUGGAAGAGUAUUUGCGUAACAAGUAUGCUGAUGAGGGAGCUGUUGCAAGGCAUUUUGGAGAUGGUGGUGAAGAAAUGUCCGAUGAAAUCACUCAACAAACUCUUCUUCCCGGUGUCAAGGACCCUAAUCUUUGGAUGGUCAAGUGCAGGAUGGGUGAAGAAAAAGGGACUUGUCUUCUGCUAAUGAGGAAAUUUGUGGCCUACUUGAGCACUGCAGAGCCUCUGCAGAUAAAAAGUGUUGUUGCUCCUGAAGGUGCAAAAGGCUAUAUUUACAUAGAGGCCUUCAAGCAGACACAUGUUAAGCAACUGAUUGCAAACGUUGGUAACUUACGUAUGGGCCAGUGGCAGCAACAGAUGGUUCCUAUCAAAGAAAUGACAGACGUGCUAAGAGUUGUGAGAGAACAGUCGGGUCUUAAGGCAAAGCAGUGGGUUCGCCUGAAGAGAGGAAUUUUCAAAGAUGACAUCGGUCAGGUCGAUUACGUAGACUUGGCACAGAAUACUGUCCAUCUAAAAUUGUUGCCUCGCAUUGAUUACACUAAACUAAGAGGCGCUCUACGAUCAUCACAGGCUGAUGCCAAUAAGAGAAAGAAGUUCCGACGACCAGCUGCAAAACUUUUUGACCCUGAAGCUGUCAGAGCAAUAGGAGGAGAAGUCACAAGAGACGGCGAUUUUCUCAUUUUUGAGAGCAACCGUUUUUCAAGAAAGGGUUUCUUGUACAAAAACUUUCCCAUGAGCGCAAUCCUUGCUGACGGAGUCAAGCCAACUCUUAGUGAAUUGGAGAAAUUUGAGGAGUCUCCUGAAGGUCUGGACAUUGAGCUUUCUGCAAAUGUGUCGGCCAAAGAGGAAGUGGGCCAUUCUUUUGCCACUGGUGAUGUGGUCGAAGUUUGUGAAGGCGAAUUGAUGCAUCUGCAAGGAAAAAUAGCCACCAUAGAGGGCAAUAAAAUCACUAUAUUGCCCAAGCACGACGAGCUCAUUGAGCCUCUGGAGUUCCAAGCUAGUGAGUUGAGGAAAUUCUUUAAACAAGGAGACCAUGUCAAAGUGUUGAAGGGAAGAUAUGAAGGAGACACUGGCCUCAUCAUUCGAGUUGAAGACAACAGGGUUGUACUCUUUUCCGACUUGACCAUGCACGAACUUGAGGUCCUUCCAAGGGACUUGCAGCUCUGCACAGACAUGGCUACUGGUGUCGACUCCCUGGGUCAAUUCCAGUGGGGAGAUCUUGUCAUGCUUGAUGCACAGACUGUUGGUGUAAUAGUUCGUCUGGAAAAAGAAAGUUUCCAGAUAUUGUCAAUGAGCGGCAAGCUUGUGGAAGCUAAACCACAGACACUUCAGAAGAAGCGAGAAAACCGUAAUGCACAGGCCCUCGACUUGGAACAGAACCCAAUCCAAGUCCGAGACAUCGUUAAGGUUGUGGAUGGUCCACAUGCCGGUCGUGAAGGAGAAAUCAAGCACUUGUAUCGAAACUGUGCUUUCUUGCAUUCUCGACUCUUUCUUGAAAACGGAGGCAUUUUUGUCUGCAAAACUAGACACGUACUUCUGGCAGGAGGUGGAAAGGCUGUGAGUGCUGCAACUGCAGCCUCCGGUGGAGCGAGUGGUUUCAUGUCUCCAAGAAUCAUGUCACCCCGAAUCACAUCUCCAGCUCAUCCCUCGAGUGGUGGCGGGGGUGGUAGAGGCGGCCGACGAGGUGGAGGAGCAGGAGGUGGCGGUGGCAACAUCCGUCGAGAUCGCCAGCUCAUUGGCACAACCAUCAAGAUAACAGGAGGGCCCUACAAAGGUAAUGUGGGCAUUGUCAAGGACGCCACCGAGUCAACUGCAAGAGUCGAGUUGCAUUCAACUUGCCAGACUAUAUCUGUCGACCGGAGUCACAUUGCUGGAGUCGGCGUGCCAACCAAGGAUGGCUCUUACACCACCUACAGCAGAACUCCAGUUGCUGCUCACUAUGGAGGGGGUGGAGCUGGUACCCCAAUGUACAGAGGAGAAGGCUCAAAGACACCUAUGCAUGGCAAUCAAACGCCUAUGUACGAUGUUGGGUCAAGGACUCCCCAUUACGGCAGCAUGACUCCUUCCCACGAUGGUUCCCGCACUCCUGGAACAGGAGCCUGGGACCCUACUGUGGUCAACACUCCUGCGCGUGUUGCUGACGACUCCUACGCCCUGGAUGACUCACCAUCGCCUGGUUACAAUCCCAGUACCCCUGGCUACAAUCCAGACACUCCUGCUGGCCCUUACACACCUCAGACGCCUGGAACUAUGUAUGGUUCGGACCACAGCUAUUCCCCCUACCAGUCGUCACCAUCACCUAGUGUUGGAUUCAGACCAACUCCAAGUCCUGGAGGUUAUGUUUCAACACCAAGCCCUCUAGGAGGAGGCUAUCAAGUCUCAGGAUCCCCGUCUGGCAGUGGACCCUAUGAGUCUCCAUCGCCCUCAAGCUACAGCCCCCUUGGCACAGCUUCAUCUCCAUACAAUCCCCAAACCCCUGGUGCAGGCAUGGAGCAUCUCACCCUGCAUGAGUGGCACACGACUGAUUUGGAAGUUCGCAUCAAGAGCACCCAUGACGACCCAGGCCUCAUUGGCCAAACUGGAGUAAUACGAGGCAUAUCUGGUGGCAUGUGCAGUGUGUUUCUGCCCGAGGAAGAUCGUGUCGUCAAUUUGCUCUCAGAGCAGCUCGAGCCUGUGGUCCCUCAACGUGGAGACCAAGUUAAGGUCAUUCUUGGAGAGGAUAGGGAGGCUGUAGGAACUUUGCUUUCUAUUGACAACAACGAGGGUGUCGUGAAACUUGGCCCCGAUGACGUAAAAAUGCUUCAACUCAGAUUCUUGUGCAAAAUGAAAUCCAUGUAAUAGUAUAAUGGAUUAUUUUAAAAGGAAAUCAUGUAAAUUUCAAAUCUCUUAUUCCAAACUGGCGUUUCUCUGUCCCACAUAUGAUCAUUUGGUAUUAAAAUUUCUGUUUCACCAUAUUUAUGCAAAUGCAUACUUAAUUCACAGUUUGUGUCAAAUACAUUAAAUUAAUUUGUCUGUUGAAUUUAGAUAGUAAAUUUAUAAUCCUAAGAUCGACGAAAAUACUUCAAGUUUCAGUUGUAUGCAUACUUCAAAACUUUAUUU
Molecule: messenger RNA, 3659 nt
Organism: Neocloeon triangulifer
Lineage: Eukaryota; Metazoa; Arthropoda; Insecta; Ephemeroptera; Baetidae
Gene: Spt5
Product: transcription elongation factor SPT5
Exons: 15
Coding region: 96-3398 (1100 amino acids)
Biological process (GO): transcription elongation-coupled chromatin remodeling; regulation of DNA-templated transcription elongation; regulation of transcription by RNA polymerase II
Cellular component (GO): DSIF complex
Molecular function (GO): mRNA binding; protein binding
Source: RefSeq, a predicted model, not a curated record